Messenger RNA from Melampsora larici-populina 98AG31, 789 nucleotides. RefSeq lists its product as uncharacterized. The coding region runs from base 1 to 789 and encodes 262 amino acids. The transcript has 3 exons. The record is from RefSeq and is a predicted model, not a curated record. Lineage: Eukaryota; Fungi; Basidiomycota; Pucciniomycetes; Pucciniales; Melampsoraceae.
AUGCGUAUCAAUUAUAGUUUUGUCGCUACCUCUAUUUCCCUUUUGUUUGCCUUUGAUUUUACCAACAUGAACAAUGUGUCUGCAUCCCCUGGAUUCGAUCCAUCUCGGAUCAGAACACUUCUUCGUCGAUCCUUGAAUACUAGAUCACAUAAAUCUGGUGAAGAAAUCAAUAAUGAUGAAUCUGUAGUACCAGAAGCACGUCCUAUUCAACAAUCGGGUGUUCCUCAACUAGGACUUUCACCUGAAAUGAUGAAAAAGAUUUCAGAUGGUUUAGUAGGAUCUAUUGCAAAGUUUUCAGCUGAUAAAUUCUCUGGAAUCCAAUUUCCAACUCAACAAGAAAUGUCACAAUCAAUUCAAGAAGCAAUUUUGAUAUCUGAUCAUACAAACUUUUUUAAAGUUACUCAAGCUAUUAAGAAUUCUAUUGAUGCUCUUGCUGAUCGAAAACUUGCUGAAAGUCAAACUGGAAAGAGUCGUUCAUCAAAUGUUCCUAAACUCAGUUCUCCAUCUAUUCAAUCAUGUGCUGAACAAAUAGCAGCUGCUUUAUUAAGUAUCAUUGAAAUGUUUUGUGAAGAAAAAUCGUCUGGUGGUAGAUUACCCACUUCAUCUGAAGUAAACAAAGCAUUAACACCAGCCUUUCAAAGAAUCGAUUUCAGUAACCUUAAGAAAAGUUCAGAAGUCGUCAAGUCUGGCUUAGAAUUUGAUCAGAUGAGUUCGAGUCCUAAGAAGAAUUCUAUCGUUCAGGGACUUCCUCUUCCUCCUCGAACUAAUGAAACGGAAGGACAAGCUUGA